GCGAACUGGGUCAAUGCUAAAGGUACGUCGAGAUAUUAUACUGGGUAUAUUUCCUCGCUUUACGGAGCUGAGGUCGCGUCUCCCCUACAGAUGGGACGUAUAAGCUAAUAGGGGAAUGUUAAUAGGAGCGUGGACCAUCCACAUUGUUCUGAUCGCUGCGCUGAAGAUUCUGUGGGAUGUAAUACCUGGCGUCUCUCAGGAGACUUCUUGGACCUUGACAAACAUAUCCUACAUGUUCGGAUCCUACAUUAUGUUUCACUACGUUCGUGGCGUACCGUUCGACUUCAACAGUGGUGCAUACGAUAAUCUAAAUAUGUGGGAGCAAAUCGAUGACGGCGCACAAUACACACCGGCCAAGAAAUUCCUUCUCAGUGUUCCUAUUGUGCUGUUUCUCCUGAGUACGCACUAUACUCAUUAUGAUCUCACGUAUUUCACCAUCAACUUUCUAGCUGUGCUAGCGGUAGUAAUACCGAAACUACCCUUCAGUCACCGUAUGAGAGUAGGUAUAUUUUCCGGUGUGCCGGAAGAGUAAAAUACAACGACACUGGGUACGCUCGCACUGGCGUUCGAUAACGGUUCCAGGCUUCACACUGGGAGGCAGAAAAUUACGAGAGGGUCAUACACAAAACCAGAUGGCGGGAGGUGAUAGCUGGGCCGAAUAUUUGGCUGUAGGAAAUAAGUCAGUCAGGAGAAAAGUGCCGAGUUCGAAGACCGUUCAUGCCGCUCUGUUCCCAUAUGCCUCGCCUAGCCAAGAGUUGUGAAGACGAUCAGCUCCAAAGCAUCUUUCUGAGUGU
Molecule: messenger RNA, 794 nt
Organism: Annulohypoxylon truncatum
Lineage: Eukaryota; Fungi; Ascomycota; Sordariomycetes; Xylariales; Hypoxylaceae
Product: ORMDL family
Exons: 2
Coding region: 116-532 (138 amino acids)
Biological process (GO): negative regulation of ceramide biosynthetic process; intracellular sphingolipid homeostasis; ceramide metabolic process
Cellular component (GO): endoplasmic reticulum membrane
Source: RefSeq, a predicted model, not a curated record